AUGAAUGCUGCGCUUUCGAGUGUAAGAUCGCGAGCAUUGGAAGCUGUUUCUUCCCUCUCAUCCUUCUCUACCUCAUCAUCCAGCUCCUCACUACCACUAGCUACCGCAUCAUCAUGGCAAACCAACAAACCCAAACGCAGCUUCGACCGUCCACGCCUAUUCGCUCGCAAUCGAUCCGAUCUCCAUACCCAAACCACCACCACCACCACCACUGCUAGCCACCAUAGCCGAUCGCUAUCAUGGGAAAAGACAGGAGCGGCUCCCUCCCGCUCGACCUUGAUCUUGGUUUUGGGCUGUCUGGCCUGGUAUACCUCCUCUUCUCUCUCCUCCAACACUUCCAAAGCUCUGCUUUCCAAACCACGCAUCGACAGCCAUGAUGCCAAUUCCAGUGCUUCACCCCCACCACCCGCAUUCCCCUACCCAGUCACCCUAACGCUCAUCCACUUUGCAUUUGUCAAUGUCUGCUGCUUUAUCUCUGCCUCGCCGAGGAUACUCGGUUCUGGUGCGCUUACGCGUUUGGUCAAACCCUCUUUCUCCCGCGUAGCAGAGGUGGCCCAGCUCGCGUUUUUUAACGUUCUCGGUCAGGCUCUUUCUUCGCUCGCGAUCAGUAGAGUUCCCGUGUCGACGGUGCAUACGAUCAAAGCGCUCUCGCCUCUCUUUACGGUGUUAUGCUAUACAUAUUUGUUCAACGUAACCUAUCGCUCCAAGACAUAUCUCUCGCUCUUUCCCUUGACAGCCGGGGUGAUGAUGGCCUGUACAGGCUUUGCCUUUGAUGCCGACGACCUUGUCGGAUUCGGUGCGGCGCUAGCUUCGACCUUUGUAUUUGUUGCGCAGAAUAUAUACUCGAAGAAACUGCUAAGGAAAGGGGAGAAGGAUGCAGGCAUUCCAGGAACGGAUAGCGAGAAGAUGGAUAAACUCAACAUUCUCUUCUAUUCUUCCGCUUGUAGUAUCGUCCUUAUGAUCCCUAUGGCCAUGUAUUACGAUGGCUCAGCAUUGCUCUUCAACCCUUCCUGGACCGCUAACGAGUUUUACCCGGACGGAAGGGGCGGCUUAGUGCUAUGGCUGUUACUAUGCAACGGAAUAGUGCACUUUGCACAGAACAUGCUCGCAUUCAACAUCCUAUCCAUCGUCUCGCCGGUCACCUACUCGAUCGCAUCGCUGCUCAAACGAGUAUUUGUGAUUGUGUUGGCAAUCAUUUGGUUCCGACAACAAGUGACACUUCUCCAGUGGUUCGGAAUUGCGCUCACCUUCUACGGCCUGUGGAUGUACAACGACAGCAAAACAAAGAACGACGUCUGUCAGGUGGAGAACAAGGUUUCUCGUAAACAAGACGGCCUUGCGGAUGCAAUUCUACCACUUACCUCAUCAGCCCAAGCAAGGGCGCAGUGGCCAGUCUCUGCUCCAGCAGCGGCGAACUACACUUUUGCAGCUCAACAACAAUCGCAGCAAAGGCAGCAGCAGGCGCAUCUUGCACUGAGCCAUGCUGGCGGAUACAAGGAUAUUCCAGAACCGAUGCUUGUUGGUGGCAAUAAGAGCUACAUUAAGGAUCCGACCAAGUCCUUGCCUAGUCCUCCUGAUAGCGAUAAGGGGGCCUGA
Messenger RNA from Ustilago hordei, 1596 nucleotides. RefSeq lists its product as uncharacterized. Gene Ontology annotation, cellular component: Golgi apparatus; endoplasmic reticulum. The transcript has a single exon. Gene Ontology annotation, biological process: phosphoenolpyruvate transmembrane import into Golgi lumen. The coding region runs from base 1 to 1596 and encodes 531 amino acids. Gene Ontology annotation, molecular function: antiporter activity; phosphoenolpyruvate transmembrane transporter activity. The record is from RefSeq and is a predicted model, not a curated record. NCBI's taxonomy places the organism in Eukaryota, Fungi, Basidiomycota, Ustilaginomycetes, Ustilaginales, Ustilaginaceae.